Messenger RNA from Entamoeba invadens IP1, 546 nucleotides. RefSeq lists its product as hypothetical. Lineage: Eukaryota; Evosea; Mastigamoebida; Endamoebidae. Bases 1 to 546 code for a protein of 181 amino acids. The record is from RefSeq and is a predicted model, not a curated record. The transcript has a single exon. Gene Ontology annotation, molecular function: DNA binding.
AUGGAAUUGAUAACUGCAGAAAUGGAAGGUGAAGCAAGUGUGUUGCCACCGGAAUACGCAAUCUUCCUAAGUCAAUCACAAUCCCUUGCUAAUUUGGAAAUCCAAAACCAACAUUUAAGACAUCAAAUGGUGUUUUCUCCACAAAGUGAGUGUCAAAUGCCUUACACAAGCUCUUUGAGUGAUUGUGGAGGAAGUCAAUACUCUUUGACAACAGGACAACUUGUGCACAAUUAUCACAACAUUCAUAAUAAUGGGGGGAGACGAUAUUGGUCUUCAGAAGAGCAUAUCCUUUUUCUUAAGGCAAUCACAUGGCUAAAUGCAACCAGUACAAAGCAAUUACCUGUGAAACUCAUUAGCGAAUUUGUCAGGACACGGACACCAGUUCAAGUCCGAACCCACGCACAAAAAUAUUUCGAGUCGCUUAAAAAAACGGUCAUCACACAACACAAAACUUCGAUGACUUCAGACGUCGUUCUUGAUCAAGACGAUAUUGAUAGACUUAACAAACUGAAAGAAAAUGCGACGCAUCAUUAUUCGGAAAUAUGA